Messenger RNA from Rubroshorea leprosula, 1425 nucleotides. The record is from the annotation of a GenBank genome assembly. Lineage: Eukaryota; Viridiplantae; Streptophyta; Magnoliopsida; Malvales; Dipterocarpaceae.
GAACUUAUUUGCCAUGGCUUCCUGUCCUGGAUUCUCCCUUAAUCUUCUCUCAAGCUCUCGUGCUCCUUUGCUUCCUCCAUUUUCAUUAAACCCUUCUGCAAUUUCACAUAUUUCGACAGUUUCUGCUCUAAUUUCUGCUGAAGCCACCACCCGUCAUUAUUUGAAGCUUACUAACCGAACAAGAGCAGCGUCUGCUGAAGGAAUUCCUAAUGAGUUGAUUGAAGAUUCCAAGUUUGUUCCUCUUAAUGCUGAUGAUCCUAGAUAUGGUCCACCUGUAAGUUCUGGCCUUAUUGUUGAUUGGUUUUGAAGUGGAAGAGGUAGCAAAGAUACAACAACUUUUAAAAGGGCUGGACGGUGAAUUCAUGGAGGUUAUUUGCUGUACUGAAGACAUGAUUUCUUGCUCACUUUGGGAAGCUAUGAACACCAGACAACCAAAUUUAGAAGAAGUGAAGGUGGCCAUUUUCAACCAUAUUUCUGAAUCUUUCUUGUUCACAAUCUUUUAUUCUGUUUCCCCUGCUUUGCCUUAACCAUCAAAAAGGUAUUUUGAAGCUUGAUCAACAUUUCAAUGCAGAAAUGUCUUGAGAUAUGCAUCUCUAUUCUGUGUAUUAUACUUUGCCUUUCUGCAGAUUGCAAAGUCAUUGCCAAGGAUCUGCUUCUUAUCUGGUCUUACCGGGGAGGAGAUGAUGAUGUUCAUUGAUGCCUUCCCAGAUGCAGGACUAGAGGCAGCAGUGUUUGCAGCUCUGGUCCCAAACAGUGCGGACAAACCACUGCAAGGGCUAAUAGAAGAGAUCAUGGGGGACCAUGAAAUGCUGGUGAGCUUCUAUUGACUUGCUGCAUUUAAGCCUCUUAUGCUGCUGCUCUUAAGGCCUCAACAAAUGAAAUGUUUGAUCGUUCAUCACGCAGACGGCAAAUCAGUCAGGCUCAACAUAACAUUUGCGGUCAAAUCAUGUGAGGAUUACGCCAUCACCAUGAAAAGAACACGCUCAUUCUAAUACUGAAUAUUGAUCACAAAUUUUGCAUUGGUGAAUUAGCUGUACCCACGUCCUCUGCAAGUGAUUCUUUGUUGACUAAGUUAAUGGUCUGGAUCAAAAAGAUUGCUCAUUCAGUGGGUCCCUUCAAUUUUUUUUUGUCCAAGUAUUGGUGAACUUCGGUUCUUCCUAAUAUCAGGGGUCUAUUUUCUGUUAAUGGUUAUGAAAAAUGCAGUCUGCGCAUGAUAGAUUAGACUUUGUUUUUCUGGUAGACAAAUUAAAAAAAAAAAAAGGAAAGAAAGAAGAAGGCUGUUAAACCUAUACAAGUUUGGAUGCAAAGCCGUCUACGUUAGGUGAGAAUGUGAAGGUGAUGACCUUACACGUAGCCUGCCACGGAAUUGACAAAAUCCCACCUUGGCUGGCUGGGACGCGGUGCAAAUGAAACAAAUAUUAACUG